AUGCCUAGCAUCACCACUAGUGAUGGAUACACCUUCAACAACUGGGGCCCUAUCACCGCCACUUUCACAGCCCCGGCAAGUUGCUCUACCAUGAGCAACCUUAUGAUCGGCUAUCGCGGUACUAGUCCUAACUUUAUGUUCGCGGAACAAUGCUCGACUACCUGGAAUUAUGAUUGUAUCCCAACAGGUACCAUCACGCCCACAACGUCAUACAAUUUAAACCCCACGGAAAUUUAUCAGGAAACAUACUUCUCACCAGGACUGUACUGUCCAGCGGGAUGGGCUACCGUCGGCGUUGCGGCCCGUGAUGCCGACAAUUCCCUGAGCGCCUGGGGUAUACUGAGCACCUCCCAACGUGAGCAGUUAUUUCCAAACCCAGCGACCCUGUUAGUUGAGCUUUUGGACCCGAAAGAGAGCGCUGUCAUGUGCUGUCCGCGCUCCAUGACGGCAGACGUAUCUCUUGGAUGCUACUCUAUAGUCUCGAAUUACAAGGUCACAAUAUGCUGUGAGGGCCUGCCACCCGUCUCGGAUGUCGAGGAAAUAACUAUGACCAAAACGUGGAAUGGGACAGCUGUUACGGAAUUGUGGAACACAAUCACCGCUACCUAUCCCAUUUCGUAUGUCGAGAAGACUUUUGCUAAUGCCUCAGUCGCGUCUUCGUUUAUGGGUAUUUCCGUUAUGCCAAUGAUAACUCUUGUGCAUCAUCAAACCGAUGCCCAGGCUACUGAGAGUGCUGCUUCUACGACUGCUACUACCGGGAGUGCUUCGUCUACAUCAAAUGCGGCAUUAAAAUUUGGAUCCAGGUUGACUUGGGAUGGACUGAGUGGCAAGGUGUACUCGGCAGGCACUUUGAAUACCGCACCGGCCAGACAAGUCGACCCGGCGACCUUUCGCGACGCUGUGUCGGGCCCAGACCAGCUGGAAUGGUGGGCCGCCAUCCAGAAAGAAUAUGCGUCGCUCCUGGAACACGGAACCUGGGACAAGGUUCGGCGAGAGGACGUCCCCGCCACAGAUCAUGUGAUUGGCUGCAAAUGGGUCUUCAAGACCAAAGCCAACGGAACGCGCAAAGCGCGAUUGGUCAUCAAAGGCUACCGGCAGAAACAUGGCAUCGACUAUCACGAAACGUUUGCUGCUGUGUCCCGGAUGGACUCGGUCCGCUGCAUUGUCGCCAGCGCCGUGUUGCGCGGAUGGGAACUCCACCAAUUCGACGCGGUCACCGCAUUUCUUCAUGGUGAUGUCGACUCGUCCAUCUAUAUGGAGUUGCCUGAGGGCUUCGAAGAACCAGGGUACGUGUGUCGGCUGCGCCGUUCAAUGUAUGGGCUGAAGCAGGCCCCGCGGAUUUGGUACCAAUGCGUCCACCGCGUCCUGGCUUCUCAUGGUUUCAUCAUGGCACAAUCGGACAACUGUGUGUUCUAUAAACCGAAUUGCGUCAUUUGUGUUUAUGUCGAUGACUUUCUCGUUGCUGCAGCAAACACGCACGAAAUAGAACAAGUGCAACAGGCAUUGCAAACAGAGUUUCGAUUGAAUGACCUGGGCAUCCCGCGUUCAUUCCUCGGGAUCCAGUUCGACUAUCAUGCUGAUGGGUCCGUAUCCAUUCACCAACAACAGUACAUCCAGAAGGUGCUCUCCGAAUUUGGUAUGGAGACCUGUCAGCCAAAGUCCACGCCGAUGAAUCCCAAGCAAAUCUUGAAUCAUCGUCCAGACGAAGAAAUUUUGGACGAGGAAGCAAAAGCACGGUUUGCGACCGCCAUCGGUUCGUUGAUGUAUCUGAUGGUCGGCACGCGACCGGAUAUCGCGUUUGCAUUGGGUACGUUGAGUCGCUUCACGUCCCAGCCGCAAUCGCAUCAUCAAGUCGCUUUGCAGCGACUGCUUCGCUAUAUCAAAGCCACGCAAUCUCAUCGUAUUACCUACCGCAGUGGACAGUUGAUUGGAUACACGGACGCCGACUUUGGUGGUUCCGUCGUCACUGAAGGUGCGUACUCGACCUCUGGCUAUGUAUUCCAGCUUGCAGGAGCGCCAGUGUCCUGGUCGUCCAAGAGACAGGGGGAAGUGGCCACGUCUACCACUCAUGCCGGAUACAUCGGACAGUACAAUGCCAUUCUGCAUCUGCAGUGGCUCCGCACCUUUCUGACCGAAACGCAGCUGUACCGGUCUCCGGUCACCAACAUCAUGGCUGACAACCAGUCCGCCAUCGCGCUAUCGCGCAAUCCCGAAUUCCAUAAACGGACAAAGCACUUCAAUGUGAAGUUUCACUAUCAGCGAGCCGUGCUGGAUACAGGCGAGAUUGGACUUCAAUAUGUUCCAACUGAGGAACAGGCCGCAGAUGGUCUCACCAAGCCAUUGGGGCCUACGUCCUUUGCCAAGUUUGUAGCCUCUUGGGAGUCGACGCCUUAG
Molecule: messenger RNA, 2394 nt
Organism: Penicillium cinerascens
Lineage: Eukaryota; Fungi; Ascomycota; Eurotiomycetes; Eurotiales; Aspergillaceae
Product: Ty1/Copia family ribonuclease HI
Exons: 3
Coding region: 1-2394 (797 amino acids)
Source: RefSeq, a predicted model, not a curated record